Molecule: messenger RNA, 2112 nt
Organism: Penicillium canariense
Lineage: Eukaryota; Fungi; Ascomycota; Eurotiomycetes; Eurotiales; Aspergillaceae
Product: putative phosphoinositide phosphatase (Sac1)
Exons: 3
Coding region: 1-2112 (703 amino acids)
Biological process (GO): phosphatidylinositol dephosphorylation
Cellular component (GO): endoplasmic reticulum
Molecular function (GO): phosphatidylinositol-4-phosphate phosphatase activity
Source: RefSeq, a predicted model, not a curated record
AUGGCGCCUCAGAUUCUCCCUUUCAGGGAUGUCAAUUUACACGCUUCGCCCUCCCACUAUGCCUUUACCUCGCCCUCAUCUCCCCAGGCACCGACUCUCGUGGUGGACCGGCCGACUGGCGACCUCCGUCUGAAUGAUGGCCCUCUAUCGGGCGCAAAACGCAUCUCGAGCAUCGCGGGAAUUCUGGGAAUUAUCAAGCUGAAGCUAGACAAAUACAUUAUUGUCAUCACCAAAGCCCAGCCCAUGGGGCGCCUCCGCGGCCACAUGGUGUACAAAGUCGCCUCGACCGAGUUUCUUCCGAUGCGCGAGCGCCCCCUCCAUGAUAAAGACGAAGACACCUAUCUCGCUGUGAUCAAAGACCUGCUUCGAACCGGCCCUAUGUACUUUUCCUACUCCCUGGACCUCACCAACAGUUUCCAGCGACAAUCGCAGAGUCCGUCCGAUAUUCCUAUGUGGAAGUGCGCUGACGAUCGUUUUUUCUGGAACCGGUUUAUCCAGUCCGACCUGAUCGACUUCAGCUUGGGAGAACAUAACACAAAUGGCAUUCGCUAUGGCCCCCAGCCGGGUGCUGACCCUUACAUCCUUCCAGUGAUGUUCGGCAUGCUGCGCAUCACCCCGGCUCGAGUCAAGGGAACCUCCUUCACAUUCGCACUCAUUACACGGCGAUCCAGGCACCGUGCUGGGACGAGAUACUUCUCCCGCGGUAUCGACGAGCACGGCAAUGUAUCGAACUACAACGAAACAGAGCAGAUUGUGAUUCUGAACGAUACGACCGGAGGAUUGUCAGGCUAUGCUCCAGGUCAGUCGAUGACCAACGGCAAGACAGGACAGGAUCUUCAGGUCUACUCUUUUGUUCAGACCCGGGGUAGUGUACCGGUCUUUUGGGCUGAAGUCAACGACCUCAAAUAUACGCCCAAACUUCAGGUUCGGGGCGUCGAGACCGCGGUCGAGGCUGCGCGUAAGCAUUUUGCGGAGCAGAUUCGCCUGUAUGGAGAGAACUACAUGGUCAACCUCGUUAACCAAAAGGGCCGAGAGGAACGCGUGAAGAAGGCUUACGAGCAGCUGGUUCGCAUUCUCAUCUCUUCUUCAACCGAGACAACCGAAGCUGAUGAGAAGACGCCUGAGAAGCUGCAUGUCCUGGAACCAGGCCUGAAGCAAAAAGAGAUGGAUCGUCUGCACUACAUCUAUUUCGACUUCCACAACGAGACCAAGGGUCUCAAAUGGCAUCGGGCUGAACUGCUGAUGGGUCGCUUGAACGAUGGCUUGACCCAAGGUGGCUACUUCCGUGGUGUGGAAUUUCCCGGAUCAUCUGGUGGACAGCUAGAUAUCCGGUCAAAACAAACAAGUGUGGUGCGAACCAAUUGUAUGGACUGCCUUGAUCGAACCAAUGUUGUACAAAGCAUGCUCGGCCGCUGGGCGGUGACCCGACAACUCAUGGAUGCUGGGGUGCUUCGCCCUGGUGAGACCGCCAACGAUGACCGAGACUUUGAGGAUUUAUUCCGGAAUAUCUGGGCAGACAAUGCCGAUGUUGUUUCCAAGUCCUAUUCUGGCACUGGAGCCCUGAAGACCGACUUUACUCGUACGGGCAAGCGGACUCGGGCCGGUGCUCUUCAGGACCUGAACAACUCUAUUACGCGCUAUGUGCGUAACAACUUCAUGGACGGACCCCGCCAGGAUGGCUUUGAUGUGUUCCUGGGCACCUACCUUCCAUCAGACACAGCAUUUGCCAACAUUCAGCUAUUCAUUGACGGCCGACCGCUCGUGAUCCAAGCUAUUCCGUAUGUCUUUGCGGCCAGCUUGUUCAUGGUAUUGAUUGCAACUUUCACAAGACGAUUGCCUGACGCAGCGGUCUGGCCGCUCCGACUUUUUAUGAUCUUCUGGAUCAUCAUCGGUGCCUACUCCUUCCGUUUCAUCCAUGGGCAUGGCAUGCUAUAUGUGAACUGGCCGAAGCUCAAUACCCCCGUCGCAGGCGCCGAAGGAUACCAGGAUGCUCUCAUCAAGGCACGCUCCGAUCCCAUCAUCGGUCAAUGGCUUCCUUCCAGAAGACACCAACGCGGCAUUAGCAAUGCUCGUCUCGUUUUCCUGGAGGAAGGCAAGACUAGGAUCGAAUAA